Sphenostylis stenocarpa is the source of this 1821-nucleotide messenger RNA. NCBI's taxonomy places the organism in Eukaryota, Viridiplantae, Streptophyta, Magnoliopsida, Fabales, Fabaceae. The record is from the annotation of a GenBank genome assembly.
AUGAUACAAAGUGUUCCUGAUCAACACUCCUUUCUUUUGUUGUUUUUAACUCCACUGAGAAAACUGUUCCAGGAAGAAGCACAGGUGCACGUAUGGGAAGGGUAUGUAGAUUGGAGGAACAGGCCAGCCAUCAAAGGACGUCAUGGUGGCAUGCUUGCAGCUUCCUUUGUUUUAGGUAAGUACUGUCCGAAGACACUUUUCAUGUUUCUCUCAUUUUCUAACCACAAUGUUGGGAUCAACCUUGUUUUAUAUGUGUCCAAGUUUAUGCACUUUUCACCAUCCGCCUCUGCCAACAUUGUCACUGACUUCAUGGGGACAUCCUUCCUCCUUGCUAUUCUUGGGGGUUUUCUGGCUGAUGCCUUUAUCACCACUUACUCCAUCUAUCUCAUAAGUGCUGCAAUAGAAUUCAUGGGUUUACUAAUGCUCACAAUACAAGCACACAAGCCAUCACUCAAACCACCAAACUGCGUUAUGGGAGUCACCGACACUCCAUGCCAUAAAAUUUAUGGUGGGGACUCAGUUAUGCUAUUCGCAGGCCUCUAUCUAGUGGCUCUGGGCGUAGGGGGUAUAAAAGGUUCACUUCCUCCUCAUGGGGCUGAGCAGUUUGAUGAGAAUACCCCUGAGGGAAGGAAGCAGAGAUCUGCAUUUUUCAAUUACUUUGUUUUCAGCCUGUCAUGUGGAGCAUUAAUUGCAGUAACUUUUGUGGUAUGGAUCGAAGACAAUAAGGGAUGGCAGUGGGGUUUAGGAGUCUCAACUGCUUCAAUACUUCUCUCCAUCCCAGUUUUUCUUCUUGGUUCGCACAAAUACAGGACCAAGAUUCCAACAGGAAGCCCCAUAACAUCCAUGUUCAAGGUUCUUGUUGGAGCAAUAUGCAACAACUGCAAACCCAGGAAUUCAAGCAAUGUUGUCAUAAGCAUGGCCACAAGUCCAUCCCAUACAACUGAAGGGGGAGAUGGAGAAGAAAGUAAGACUAGAAAAGAGGUUCUAGGCCAAACUCUAACUGAGAACCUUAAAUUCCUUAACAAAGCAGUGAUAGAACCAGUUCACCCAAUGUUAGAGUGCACAGUAAAGGAAGUGGAAGAGGUGAAAAUUGUGGUAAGGAUUCUUCCCAUAUUUAUGUCCACAUUAAUGCUAAACUGUUGCCUAGCUCAGCUAUCAACCUUCUCAGUCCAACAGUCAGCCACUAUGAACACCAUGCUUGGUUCCUUCAAGGUCCCACCAGCUUCUCUACCCGUGUUCCCUGUCCUCUUCAUCAUGAUCCUUGCCCCACUAUACAACCACAUCAUUGUUCCAUUUGCUAGAAAAGUAACCAACACCGAAAUGGGAAUCACACAUCUACAAAGAAUAGGGACAGGGCUAUUUCUCUCCAUUGUGGCAAUGGCAGUGGCAGCUUUGGUGGAAACCAAGAGAAAGAAAACAGCUGCCAUGUUUGGUUUGUUGGACUCAACCAAACCCCUCCCGAUAACAUUCCUUUGGGUGGCCUUACAAUACAUUUUUCUUGGUUCAGCUGAUCUUUUCACAUUGGCUGGCAUGAUGGAGUUCUUCUUCACAGAGGCACCAUGGAGCAUGAGGUCAUUGGCCACAGCACUCUCAUGGGCCUCACUGGCCAUGGGGUACUUCCUCAGCACAGUUCUUGUGUCCACCAUCAACAAGGUCACAGGAGCUUUUGGACACACAUGGCUCUUGGGUGCCAACUUGAAUCAUUAUCACCUUGAGAGGUUUUACUGGUUGAUGUGUGUUCUCAGUGGACUCAACUUCAUUCAUUUUCUCUUCUGGGCCAAUUCCUACGAAUACAAACAUUCAACAAAGUCUGGAUACUAG